CUAGCUCCUCACUCACUCCUGUUCGUAGCCCUCAUGGAAGACCCUGCAUGAGGCCUCAGCUCAGCUCAGCUCAGCUCAGCUCAGCUCAGCUCAGCUCAGCUCAGCUCAGCUCAGCUCAGCCCAGCCCAGCCCAGCCUUCUGUCCCUAACAGUGUCUCUGGUUUGUGUCUACCUGUUCUCUGGACGGUCUGGUGAGCUUUACGUUUGGUUCAACUCAACCUUGAGGAAACUGGUGGACCACUUGUGGUCCAUGUACCCAGUGUUGUAAUACCUAUACUGUACCGGGACCGCGCAGCAUCCAGAGGACCGUGCGCGUUCACGCCUCCACACAGAGCAACGGGAGGAGGAAGAAGAGGAAGAGGAGGAGGAGGAGGGACGACGACGACGACAGUGUAAAUAAAAAUGAUGGCGACCGCAGCCGACGAGAUCAAAGAGCCAGAACCGUUCCCCUGUUCUGUCCCCGACACGAGCCUGAGCUCCGUGUCCUUCAGAAUGAGACGGAAACACGAGGACAGACAGUGGAAGUUACGGUUUAUUUACCUGCAGUGCUAUUUCUUGACCAUUGCAACAAUAUUAGGAACAGGAAUCUUGGGUCUUCCAGUAACAAUAGCUCACGCUGGACUGGUGCCUUUCCUUUUCUCCUUCCUCUUUGGCUUUUUAGUCCAGGCCCUGCUCAUCUACCUGUUUGUGGAACUUCUUCAGAAGUGUCUGGUGGUGCAGCUGGAGUCUCUGAAGACGGAUGUAGCGGAGUGUAUUGGGAUGGACCGGGUGAGCGUCCACGAUGUGUCUCUCACAGAGGACGAAGACGAGGGUGAAAAUGCGGAAGCAGAUACUGGUUUGCUGCAAGUGAAUACUGUGCCUCUGCACAACCAGGAGGACGUCUUACAGCCCAACCUUCAUCUGAUCGGCCGUCUCUUCCUCUCACGACCCAUGAGCCACGCCUUCAACUGCGUCUUGCUCUUCCAGUUCAUUUCUAUUGGAAUCAGCUACGUCUUAGCUGGCAGUGAGGCCUUUGCUGCUCUUUUUAACAUCAGUCACAUCUAUGUGAUUCCGGCCUUCACCUGGAUUCUGACUCUUGCGAUCUUACUGGGCCACACGGUCAUUCAGCCCAUCACUUCCCUGCUCACACUUCUGAAAGGAAUCCUGCUAAUUGUCACGGUGGCUGUGACAUUUGCAGUGGGGUCAGAAGUCGGCCUUCAAAGCAGCAAUGACUUCAGUCAGAUGGGGAAACCUUUUCUAAUGGGCACAGUGGCUCUGGGAGGGAUCGUGAACGUGAUGCCUUUGCUUUUCUCCCAGAUCUCACACAACAGAACACAGAUCCUGUGGUUUCGAAGAGCGGUUCUUGGUGGUUUGACGACCUGCACCAUCCUCAACAUCCUUUGGUGCUGGGCAGUGUUGGAAAUCGUUCCUCAGACAUCCUUACCUGAGAGGCAUUUGGCAGAUGAGACAACCGCACAGCCUGACGCCAGCAGCCCACCUGGAUCUCAUUCCUCCGCCCACAUUCUGCUGCACAGCAACAUCUCAUUAGAAGAGUCUGAAAAAGCUGGAGAGAUUGCAACUAUUCCACUGACGAAGAUCAUUAAUGAACGUUACAGCGUGUACUCGUGGGUCGCUGAGCUGAUCCAGGUGUUUAUCUCCAUCAGUGUCACUGUGUCCUUCCUGGUGAUGGGAUCAGCCAUGAAACACACCAUCGAUGGUUUAGUGAGCUCACUGUGGAGCAGGAGACUGGAGUGGUUGUCCAAAGCUUGGGAGAGACAUGUGACCAACAAAGAGCACAUCUGCUCAGCAAGGAGUGUCGUCAAAGGAUUUGCAUCAUUGCUUGGAUUUUGUGUCAUCUUCACUGUGUCAGUGUGUGAUCCCAGGGGUUUCGUGGUCAUUCUGGAUAAAGUGGUGUCGUUCUCUCUCAACACUGAAGUGGGUCUGUUUGUCUUCAUCAUGCUGAGAGAAUCCAGAGAAGAUCGAUUCCAGUGAGUUCAGCU
This is a messenger RNA of Solea senegalensis (Senegalese sole), 1978 nucleotides long. RefSeq lists its product as uncharacterized. The coding region runs from base 402 to 1970 and encodes 522 amino acids. The transcript has 18 exons. Lineage: Eukaryota; Metazoa; Chordata; Actinopteri; Pleuronectiformes; Soleidae. The record is from RefSeq and is a predicted model, not a curated record.